Molecule: messenger RNA, 4875 nt
Organism: Symbiodinium sp. CCMP2456
Lineage: Eukaryota; Dinophyceae; Suessiales; Symbiodiniaceae
Source: the annotation of a GenBank genome assembly
AUGGGGGUUCCGAUGCUCCGACCGACACCUGGCAGCCCUGGAAUACCAAGCAUCCUUGCGUUGAAUCCAGCCUGGCUCGACAUCUUCCGUUUCUGCAGCAUCCGAGACCUAGGUGCCAGCUUGGCGGUCGACCGGAAUUGGAGGGCCGCCGGCGACUCCCACCACGUGUGGGCCGAUGCCUACGAUCGAACUCAAAGAGUGGAUGACUCCAGUGCUCCGAGCGGUGAGAAUCUGCUCCGGUCGCUCAUCGAACGACCCUUCGGGGAGGAUGCGGUGGGAUGGCAUGUAGCGGUCCUGGCCGAAGACCACGGCUAUAGCAGCGAGCGCUACUACACAGGACGAGUCGUUGCCUACAGUGCCGAAACCGACACCUACCUGAUAGCCUACGACUCGGAAGGUCAAGAAGACCAGCCGCACAUGCACUGGGAGCAGGAGAGGCGGAAACGAACAGCAGCCAUGCGCAGUGCACUGAGAUCUACUUUCGAGAAGGGCCCUCGCCUGGCUGCAGACAGGCAGGCCAUGCUGUUUGCUGCAGCACGGGCAGCGUGGUAUCAGAUUUCUACUUUUCGCUUGCUUCGCUCCAUCGCGACCGGGACACACGUUUGUUGCAGCUCCCGGCUAAUGCUGAGCACAAUGGGCAGCGCCAUCUUAAGCGUGUUGUUGCUGAAUGGUGUCGUGAGCGAAAUCAACCUGACCAACAUCACGUCUUUCUCCAUCGAGGCAGCUUUCAGUGCAGCGCCUCAAGCGGAAGAGCUCCAAACGGCCACCGUUCCGCAGAUGCCGGAGCUCGGUAUGGCCAGUGGACCAAAGGCUAGGGAGCAGAGCAGUGCUCCAGCUUUCAUGGCCAAGGCCCAGAUCGCCCGAGGAGGUGACCAACCAUGUCCUCAUCUCAUGGAUGUGACCUCGGCAGAACUGUGCCAGAAAGCUGCACACUUCUUCGGCAAGCGCUUUGUCGGAGCACUGGAGGCUUUGCAAGAACCCACUGGCUGUUUGCACCGAGUCGCUGAUGAUGACUACAUGUUUAAUGUGAUUUCAACUUCAGUCCACAAGGAGGACAGACAGCGAGUCUGCACAGGUGGACCUGAUAUGGGCUCUUUGGAUCAACAUGUUUCACCAACGACACCGAGCCAAGUGGAAGAGGAAGUGGUUUUGCCGCCACCCGACAACAGUGACAACGACCCGCUGCCUGCUGAUGAAGAUUUCAAGAUCAGCAGCACUUCCUGUCCUGUGGGAACAUUUCCAUUCCGGGAUCCACAGCAUUGCAAAAAGGCAGCCAGACGUCUCAAGCGAAAGUUUGCCGGGUUCAUCUCGUCUUUGUCAGAACCUUAUGGAUGCAUCCACAGGGCAGCAGACCAAGAUAUCAUGUUCAACCGCUUCCGGACAAAGUUUUCGAAAGAUGGCCGUGAGGUUGUUUGCAGCUCCAAGAAGGAGCCGGACAACAAGCUGCGUGAGCCCCUUUCUCAGGAAAAGGCGCUGCAGUUAAAGCUCUACUGCUUUGGGUGGACCGCUCGACGUCCUCGUGAAGAGCUCCUGCUGCCUCUCGCUCGGCAACUUUUUCAAGCUUGCGACGGCUAUGCCUUCUUUACUGACACUGAUGCCCCUGGCGAGAACGCCUCUGACAUCAUCAAGAUCCCUUUGCCACGGACCCAGCAGCUUCGUUCCGAGCAGUUCUGGCUACUGCUAAAGAAUAUGGUGGGACUCCUCCCGGCUUGGGAAUAUUUGCUUCAGACAAACAGAACCGAUGACUUUGACUGGGUGGUGAACCUCGAGCUGGAUCACUUUGUGGUUGCCCCACAGCUCCGACGCACCAUAGCAGACUACGUGAACACUAUGAUACUUGGCAGCCUCCCUGGGCAAGAUCCCUGGGAUGAUGCCAUCAUGCUUAUCUUCGGAAACGUCUUCGCCUUCAACAUGAAGCUGGUGCAACAGAUGAAAGCUGAGUGGGGUGUUAUCGGCCGCGUGAUCUCCGACAGCAGAUCCAAGGGUCUCGGCUGCCCCGUCAUCUCGGGAUCACGAGCGCACAAUGAGGGGCACUGUGAGCAGGAUAUGGUCUAUGAGAAUCUGCGGGACUACCUCAGCCGACCACCGACCAUUCUGGGUGCCAAUGGAUGUGGAAAUGAUGCCAUGUCCGACAUCUUAGUCCCCUUCCCUUUGGGGUGCUGGCAAGACUUCCCCUUCGGAGAGGAGGAGCCCGAGAGGAUGAACGCGAUUCGCGAAGUUGCUUUGCUCUGGAACUUUUCGGACCUGCACUCAGCAGAAGCGCACUGCAAAUCGCGAGGUGAAGAUCUUGCCAGGCAUUGCAAAUCCUUGUUCCGGGCGAAGAGAGUGCCCAUAAUCCACAACAUGAAGACGCCGGCUCUGCUGAAGCUGGCCAUUGAUGUGCUGCUUCCACUCUCUUUGGGGAGCACCGAGCUAAGACCCCUUCAAAAGGCCACUGCACAGCGAUCUCGCGACCGUCAGCGCUACCGAGAUUCGCGGAGUCAUGCAGCAGUGUCAGACAGCGAGAACCGUUGCGAGGCAAGCGCCGCGUGCAUCUUCUGCAAAGUGUGCUUUGUGGUGUUUCAGGUACUUCAGGCACCCACCCAUAUGCUGACUCAACUCAAUGAGCACAGUGAUGAGGUCCUUUUUGUCGUGUUCUCCCCCUGUGGAACUCGGUUGGCAAGCUGCUCUCGGGACUUGCAGACGAUCGUCUUCAAAGUUCAGCCGGAGUGUGAGAGUUCCAGUGAGCAGGAGGACUUUUGUCUCGACCCUUCCGCGAGUGAGUCCUCCAGAUACCCUCGCUUUGAGCGGGAAGCUGUUUUCACUCACCAGACAGCACCCUGUCGAGCUAUGUGGUGGCCGAUCCCACCCUAUGACAUGGUGGCAGUCAGCACCGAGGAUGCAGGCGCCGGCUGGCAAGCCUCAAAGGUUGAGAUUUGGCAGAUUCAGGAAGAUGGUGGCUCCAUGGAGCACUCGGAAUCAGAGGGGCCUUUCAACAGCUCUUUCGAAGAGCUCCCGGUCGGCUACCAUGCGAGAUGCAUCUUUCAGUGCCACAACAGGCCUUUCGACAUCUACGCCGCCAUUUUUCCUUGGCCGCCCCUUGCUGUCGAGCCAAGCAUCGACAGCAGCCCCAAGGAUGAGUACGAGCGGUUGUGCUUCCUUGCCGGCUGGGCAGUCUUAAGGGAAAACGAGCACUACGUGCAAUGGUUGAAUGUCUGGCCUGGGCCGAGACAUCCCAGCUUUCAAGAUGCACAGGCACAGACAACGGGUGCUAGCGGCAGCACUCCGCGACCACUCGCCAGGCUUCGGCUUGAAGGCCAGAUGAACUAUCUUCACUGCCUGGAGGUGGGACCGCCAGACAAAGUGGGUCGUCAACAGAUUCUGGCCAUGACGGGCAGCACACCUCAUCUUUGCAACGAGAUAGGUUUGAUGGACCUGAGCCGUCUGCAGCGACGAGGUGAAGGCGUCGAAGGUCUUGCGCCAGACGGGGAGGCUGCCUCAGCUUUACCUGCGGUGUACGAUGUUAAAGUGAAGGUCUACUCCAUGGGGGAGCGCGUUGUGCUUAGUGCCAAAUGGAACGAAGCCGGCGAUUUUAUUCUCUUGAACACAAGGCCUUAUGCCCAUGCUGUAUCCGGAAGUCAAAAGACUGGAGGAGGACAAAGCGAGGCUUCGCAGGCCAGUCUACAAGCCGGUGCAUCCUUCGAGGAUCUUCUCCUACGGCCAGCUCCAGAUCUGUCCACCAAAAUGGAGCUCUUGCUGCUGGAUGCAAGAACGUUGGACGUCCUCUCCGUUUUCGAUGGUCAUUUCGCUUUCACCACGAAGGAAAGUCCGUUCCUCAUCUUCACAGAAGAGUGGUCGGACUCGGACUUUCUGGCGAGCGGCGGUGAGGAGCCCAAGAUUGAGUUGAGGAAGGGCUUCCUGUCCAAAUCGGAGACAUCCGCCCUUCGUCGCCUCGCAGAGAGCGAGAUGUACCAGGAUGUCGGUGAUGCAGAAAGUGGGAGUAAGUCCUCGGCGGAUACUGCUGGAGGCGAAGAGCUCUCUGUGCUCAAUAUCUCUGAUGACUCCGAGGAUGGAAAAGAAGAAUGGACAGUUCUGGAAGACGUUCUUCAGCAUGCCACGACUCUGGCAAAAUGGGAAGGGCUGCCCCCUCCCGUUUAUGUGACUCGCUGGGAGCCUUGGAGACCUGAAGGGGCCCUAAACCGAUCUGGGCCUCUGCACCUGGAUGCACGCCUGCAUCCGGAGAGGCGCCAGACGCUUCUGGCGUAUCUCACUGGGACGGGAGAUCUAAGGAAGGAUGGUGGAACUGUCUUCCCUUGCCUGGAGACUGACGACAUGGAUGCAAAGGAAGUUACUCGAAGGCAGAAGCUUUGCUCCCGAGCUGCGCGGCAUCUGGAGCACGCACAUGAGAAGUUGAUGACACUUCGCGCGAAGGGCCUGGAGUUACCUGAGUCCAAGCAGUACGAGUUCUUGGAGGAGCAUCCAGAACUUGCAGGCCUUCCAGCAGAAACUGCAGAAGGCAUCAGACCGAUCAACUGGUUGUGGCUACCGGGAUAUGAUGGUCUUGCUGCUGAGGCUCCAGGGAAGCUUCGUGCAGAGCCUCUGCAUCUCUUGGCAGAGGCAAUGUGCCGAGGAAAGGCCCCUGGUUUGAAAGUCUCAUCGAAGGACGGGGAUGUUUUGCUUAUGGAUGUGAUGGAGCCCAGCGAUUCAAAGAAGCGCAAGCUCCCGAAGGUGGAUUGGCGCUUGUGGCAUGCUGGGUGUAGUCCCAUGGAUGGCAACGGUUACAGGAUUACGGCACAGAUCUUUUUGCAUGAGGUGCACUCUCUGAGGGCAGAUGCUCAACAUGAGGAGUGCGAGGGGUCACGCAAUGCUCGUGCUUGCAAUGUAGCUAGUCAAUAG